Sander lucioperca (pikeperch) is the source of this 1656-nucleotide messenger RNA. Its product is annotated as verrucotoxin subunit beta-like. Gene Ontology annotation, molecular function: protein binding. NCBI's taxonomy places the organism in Eukaryota, Metazoa, Chordata, Actinopteri, Perciformes, Percidae. The transcript is spliced from 2 exons. The record is from RefSeq and is a predicted model, not a curated record. The coding region runs from base 1 to 1656 and encodes 551 amino acids.
AUGGCUGAAGCCAGCAGAACGAUAGAGGUGGCCGCACUUGGCCGGCCAUUCAGACUCAGGAUGCUGUACGACUGCCGCCAAGAUUCACUUGUCCCUGGCAUGACACUGUGGGACUGUGAUGACUUGGAAAAAAAUACAAGAGAAAGGCCACAACACAACAGUGACUUUGAGAUAGUUGCUUCUGAAUCAAUUGAGGAUAAAUCCUCAGCGCUAACAGUUGAAGCCUCUCUGAAAGCAAGUUUUUUAGGUGGACUGGUCAAGGUUGAAGGAUCGGCCAAAUAUCUGAAUGAUAAUAAGGCAUCCAAAAAUCAGGCCAGAGUAACUCUGACAUACAAAGCUACCACAAAGUUCCGGCAACUGUCGAUGAAUCACCUUGGAAGAGGCAAUGUUAAGUAUCCAUAUGUCUUUGAACAAGGAUUAGCAACACAUGUAGUCACAGCUAUUCUUUAUGGGGCACAAGCCUUCUUUGUCUUUGACCGUGAGGUGUCCGAAAAGGAAGAUCAUCAAGACAUUCAGGGCAACUUGAAGGUGAUGAUCAAGAAGAUUCCCAGCUUUGCGAUUGAGGGUGAAGGUUCUUUGAAAAUGGAAGACAAGGACAGAGAAAAGGUUGACAAAUUUUCUUGCCGAUUCUUUGGAGACUUUUCAAUUCAGAAAUCUCCUACAUCCUUUCAGGAUGCUGUAGAAGUCUACCGAAGCCUGCCAAAAUUGUUGGGAGCCAACGGAGAAAACGCCGUACCAAUGAAGGUCUGGCUUUUCCCAUUGACAAGUUUAGAUUCUUCUGCUGCGAAACUCGUCCGUCAGAUAAGUAUAAGAUUAGUUCAAGAAUCACAGAGUGUCCUAGAGGACUUCAGUGAGCUGGAAAUGAGGUGCAAUGACACACUGAGGACCACCACUGCACAGCAGUUCCCACAGAUUAGCAAAAAGAUUAAAAGUUUUAAAGAACUGUCCUCUGAGUUCAAGCUGGGCUUCCAACAAAACUUGGCAAAGAAACUUCCGUCAAUCCGAGGAGGAGGAGAGGAGGAGGCUGGGCUCGCAGAGAUCCUGAAGAAGAGAUAUUCUUCUCCUUUCAACAGCAAAACCCUAAACAAGUGGAUGGACUGUAAACAGAGAGAAAUCGACACAUUGAUGUCUUUCACCAACAUGAUGAAAAACACCAAGAUCGUUCCAUCUCAAACAGACUUGUACAAAGAAAGUCUCAGUGCAGACCAUGCUGUGUGUUUUGUCUUCACCUCAUUGGGACGUGAUAAACCGUACCUCUCAGCUUUAUCAAACUACCUAAAACAAACAACAGACGACCCUCAAGUUGCCCAUACCCACGAUGUAGAGAAGGAACAAUGGUAUGCUUCAAGAGAAGUAGUACAAGAAAUGAGGCAUAAAGCAAAUAUCUUCAGUGACUUUGCAGAGGCCAACAAGGAGAACAAGAAGAUUAAGUUCCUGACAGUGGGUUCAACAAAUGAGACACAGAAAGGUUCAAGCAUCUACCUUUAUGAAGACGGCUUUUCUGUCAGUGAGAACUUUGAGCCGCCUUCAAAGCCUGAAACAGUGACAGUAAGUGAUAUAAACCACAACAGUGUGACUCUGAAGGUUUCUCCACGAGGAUUUGGAGCAGAGGACAUCACCUCCUACUCUGUUGAGUACUGUGUCAGGAGAGGAUGA